CUCAAAUAAUCAAAAAAAAUCUUGAUCUUUGAAGAAUUAAAAUAAUAAUAUGAUGAUAUUAAAUCGCAAGCACGGAUCUUCAUUCCUUUUUUACCAAGAAAAGUGGUGGACCAUUCCCAAUAUUCUUUUUUCUUUUUUUAACAUCGUAAAGAUAUAUACUUCAUAUUUGCUCAAAGAAAACGUUUAUAUUAAACCCUUCUCUGUCUCGGGUUUUCUUUGGAUUCCAUACAUUACAUUACUUAUACACAAAAUAAUUAGUUGUUAUUCUAACUUGUAUAGAAAAAAAAUGGGUAACUGCGUAUUCAAAGGCAAUGGUGGUUUAAGUAAAUUAUACGAUAAAGAUAAUUCAUUGAUAAAAGUUGUGACCCCAAACGGUGGCGUGAUGGAGCUUCAUCCUCCCAUCUUCGCCGAAUUCAUCACCAACGAAUUUCCCGGCCACGUCAUCCACGACUCUUUAAGCCUCCGUCACUCAUCUCCACCGCUUCUCCACGGCGAAGAACUCUUACCUGGUAACAUCUACUACCUCCUCCCUCUUUCUUGCGCCGCCUCAACCGCUCAACAACAUUCCUCCGACCAGUUAUCAACGCCGUACAGAAUGUCUUUCGGGAAAACGCCGGUAAUGGCGGCUUUGAGUGGUGGCGCCGGAGGGGGUGGAGUAUGGAAGGUGAGACUUGUGAUAAGUCCGGAGCAGCUGGCGGAAAUUCUUGCGGAGGAUGUGGAAACGGAAGCGUUGGUGGAAAGUGUGAGGACGGUGGCGAAGUGCGGCGGUUACGGCUGCGGCGGAGGAGUUCAUUCGAGAGCGAAUUCAGACCAGCUAAGCGUUACGAGUAGCUUUAAAGGGAAAUUGAGGUGAAAUUUCGAAUUAUCUAAACUACGUUUAUGUAAUUUUUGGUUGUUAAUUAUAUAUGUUUUAAACUGAUUCACGAUUUAAGCAUUUAAAUUAUGUUGAUUUCCGUA
Arabidopsis lyrata subsp. lyrata is the source of this 957-nucleotide messenger RNA. RefSeq lists its product as uncharacterized. The coding region runs from base 50 to 853 and encodes 267 amino acids. The transcript has a single exon. NCBI's taxonomy places the organism in Eukaryota, Viridiplantae, Streptophyta, Magnoliopsida, Brassicales, Brassicaceae. The record is from RefSeq and is a predicted model, not a curated record.